CAAAUUUAACAUCAUUUCAAACAGCAUCAUCAUAUGAAAUAUUAUUCUAUUUAAUAAAUAAUAAUGAUGAAAAUUAUAGUUUAAAUAAAACAAAAUAUGAAGAAAUAAUUUCAUCAACAAUAGUACCUUAUUUAAUAAAUACAUAUUCAAAUUAUAUUAAUAUUGAUAUAUCAACUGAAAUAAUUUUUACUACACGUGGAAUUUUACCUACUGAAACAAUACAUAAUUUAGAAAAAAAACAAAUACCAUUUUUUAUUAAUAAACUUGAAUAUUUAUUACAUCAUUCAACAAAACAUUAUAAAGAAAAAAUUUUUUUUAUUUUAUUUAUACCUGAUGAAAAACAAACACCAAUAACAGUUGAUAAAAACGAACAAAAUUCAAUUAUUGUACCUAAAUGGGGUAGUGUGAUAUUUUAUAAUAAAUAUAAUUCUAAUAAUGAAUUAAAUGAUUUAAAUUUAAUAAUGAAACAAUUUCUUAAUCAUUUUAAUCAUUUAUUAGGUAUUGAAACAUUUGAAAAAUGGAUUUAUUUACGUACUAUUGAAAAUUAUAAUAAUGGUCGACAAACAUUAUUAACUUUAUCACAAUUACUUCUUUCAAUUCCUAAUAUUGUUAUUGAUGAUAGUAUGGCAAAAAAAAUUCAUAAUUCACUUGAUUUAUUAGAAAAAUGUCAAGAUAAUAAUCAACAUAAUGAUUGUCAACAAGGACGUUUACUUGCUGAUCAAGUUUUUUUUGAUCCAUCAUUACUUAAAUUACUUUACUUUCCAGAUGAUCAAAAAUUUGCUAUAUAUGUUCCAUUAUAUUUACCUAUGGGCGCACCAUUAGCUUGGACAUUAAUAAACGAUAUUAAAUUUUUGAUAAAUAUUAUUAAAAAAAAUCGUUAA
Molecule: messenger RNA, 881 nt
Organism: Rotaria sordida
Lineage: Eukaryota; Metazoa; Rotifera; Eurotatoria; Philodinida; Philodinidae
Source: the annotation of a GenBank genome assembly